Molecule: messenger RNA, 1748 nt
Organism: Cuscuta campestris
Lineage: Eukaryota; Viridiplantae; Streptophyta; Magnoliopsida; Solanales; Convolvulaceae
Source: the annotation of a GenBank genome assembly
CCGCCACCAGGCCGUCCUUCCUCCCUCCUCCAAACCUCUCAUCUGCUUUCGGCUAUAUAUGAGCGCUCUGGCCACUCCUCUUGUUCCAUCUUUCUAUCUAUCUUACAUUCAAGCUCAUAAUAAUAAUCAGAAUUCAGCACAAAGAAUCAAUAAUCCGGCCACUAAUAAUUAUUUCAGAUAUGAAGUUCCUGUUUGUCCCGCCGGUGAUCUCAUCAUCACUAGCGCUAAUCCUACUGAUGACCUCCGUCAUACUGCCAGCCUCCGCCGCCGGCAACUUCUACGAGGACACGCAGCCAACCUACGGCGGAGACGAACGCGUGAAGGUCCUGGAAGGCGGGCGCCUACUCAACCUGACCUUGGACCACUCCUCCGGCUCUGGNUUCCUCGAUUCUUCAUACAAUUGCAGCUAUAAAUAUAUGCGCUUAAUUAGGCCACUUCUCUAUCUUAUUCAAUUAACCCAUCUAUCUUACUAAUAAUAAUCAGAAUUCAGCACAAAGAAUCAAUAAUCCGGCCACUAAUAAUUAUUUCAGAUAUGAAGUUCCUGUUUGUCCCGCCGGUGAUCUCAUCAUCACUAGCGCUAAUCCUACUGAUGACCUCCGUCAUACUGCCAGCCUCCGCCGCCGGCAACUUCUACGAGGACACGCAGCCAACCUACGGCGGAGACGAACGCGUGAAGGUCCUGGAAGGCGGGCGCCUACUCAACCUGACCUUGGACCACUCCUCCGGCUCUGGCUUUCAAUCCAAGAGCGACUUUCUCUUCGGGAGAUUCGACGUCCGCCUCAAGCUCGUCCCCGGAAACUCCGCCGGCACCGUCACCACCUUUUACUUGUAUUCUCAAGGAGACGCACACGACGAGGUAGAUUUCGAGUUCUUGGGGAACUCGUCGGGACAGCCAUACACAAUCCACACAAAUGUUUACUCCCAAGGGAAAGGGGACAAAGAGCAGCGCUUCCAGCCAUGGUUCGACCCCACCGCCGCCUUCCACAACUACUCCAUUGUCUGGAAUCCUCACCGCAUCAUAUUCAUGAUCGACAACAUUCCCAUAAGAGUGUUCGGGAACAACGAAGCGAUAGGCGUCCCGUUUCCGAAGAACCAGCCGAUGAAGGUCAUAGCCAGUCUGUGGAACGCAGACGACUGGGCGACGCAGGGCGGGCGGGUGAAGACCGACUGGAGCAAUGCUCCGUUCACGGCCUCAUACAGGGACUUCAACGCCAACGGCUGUGUGUGGUCAGCCAGGACGUCCACCUCCUCUUGCACCAUGGCAGCAGCAACAACGGGCGGGCAGGGGGGCGCCGGCCAGUCUGCGCAGGAUUGGCAGACUCAAGAUCUCGACGCCAGAGCGAGGAACAGACUCCGUUGGGUGCAAAGCAAGUUUAUGAUUUACAAUUACUGCUCCGAUCUUGCCAGGUUCCCCCAGGGCCUCCCUCCCGAAUGCAAGCGCCAGAGGCUCUAAUUCUUGAUCGAAUUAUAUACUCAUCAUCUCAUCAGAGCCACUUACGUUAUCUCUUUGGGAGAUUUCAAUCUAUCCACCAUCAUCUGGCCUCUUUAUCACUACAACAAUAUUAGUACUUCCCUUGUUUAUUCUUAUCCCUGCUGUUCGUCAUUUAUUUGUAUAAAGUAGAAUCUAUAUAUAUUACGGAGAGUGAGUACGUACUAUUCUUUAUUCUUUUUGUAUUGUCGGUAUGUAUGUGUGGACCGAUAAUAAACAAACAAACGCAGUUAUGUUACAUACCCUAUUGCUCAGUAUU